UCUUUCCGUCGGUCGCGGAUAGCGGGCGCGUGGCGGGCCGGAGCAACAGGCGGGGUGCUCACCAUGGGCGGCUUCCUGGAGCGGGCAGCGGCGCUGGCCCGGGCCCUCAACAGCCCCCACCUAGUCGAGAAGGUCCAGAACUGCUUCGGCGUGCAGCGGAUCGUCGAGAACGGUCGGAGCGGCGACAAGCUCCGUCACAGCAACGGCCUCACGCACCGCCACGGCUCGACCAACGGCGCGAGCUCCAAGGCUACUACGGGGCGGGGAGGCGGUGUCGUGCUGCGGGACACCUCGGUGCCGUGCCGCGUGGACAGCGCCCUGUGGUAUUACCUGUUCCACUUCGGCUCGCUGCUGGGCUACGAGAUGUUCUACGCCACCUUUUUCCCGUUCCUGCUGUGGAACUUCGACGCGGCCGUGUGCCGCCGGGUGCUUGCCGUGUGGGCGCUGGCGCUCUACUGCGGCGGGGUCGCCAAGGACGUGAUCCGCUGGCCGCGGCCGAGCUCGCCACCCGUCGUCCAGUUUGACAGAAAGUACGCGGCGGAGUAUGGCAUGCCGUCCACGCACGCCAUGACGGGGGCCUCGGUGCCCUUUGGCCUGCUCGUUUUCACCAUGCACCGCUACGAGUACUCCCUGCCUCUGGGUCUCCUAGUUUGCACAGUCUGGUGUGCCCUGCUGUGCAUUAGCAGGCUCUACCUGGGGAUGCACACUGUACUGGACCUGUUGGGGGGCCUGCUGCUGGCCUGGGCGUUGAUGCUGGUGCUGGUGCCCGUGGCUCUGCCUGUGGACCACCUGUUGCUGAACUCCCCCUGGGGGCCUCCCCUGGUGGUGGGGGUGGUGGCCCUGCUGUGCCUGGCCUACCCAGCCCCCCGGGAGUGGACCCCUGCCCGCGGGGACUCCUGCGUGGUGCUGGCCACCGUGGCGGGCAUCCUGGCGGGGGAGGGUGCCCUCUUCCAGACCGGCUGGAGGACCCCGCUCCUGCAUGCGCAGGAGCGCUACCGCCUGGGCUUACCUCACAGCUGGGAGCUGGCGUGCGUGCUUCUCAGGACGGCAACGGGCAUUGUGGCCAGCGUGCUCACCCGAACCGCUGCCAAGGCUGUCAUUUACCGGCUGUUGUGCCGGUGCCAAGGCCGGGAUCCCCGGCUGGAGUCCACCCGGCGUCUGGCGUCGAUCGAGCUGCCUUGCAAGUUCUUCACAUACCUGCUCAUGGGCCUCACCAUGGCCCUGGGUUCCCCGCUGCUCUUCGCACGGCUGGGCAUCCAGCGCACUGCCCGGCCGCUCGACCUCUAGGUCCCGUUGCCUGCCGGGUAUCGAGUCCGCAGAUCGUCGCGGGCUCUGGUCUCUCCGCCUUCGACUGAAAUCGCUCCGUGUCGCGUUGAUUCGGAGGCACAAAAAUGUGCACGAGCGCUUGGUUACGGUGGCCGGUACGCGUCUUCGACGAGUGUGUGCACUGCGUCCUCAAAUAUGGUCCCUCGACUUAUGCGCGUCGACGUUGUAGAGGUGUUGCGCCGUCGUCUGCUGCGAUCCUCACGGUGGCAAAGGUGAGCACGGUCACUCUCGGGCACGAGAGUUCACGGAAGAUUUGGCAGAUGGGAAUGGGGACGCGACUGCGGCGGCGACUCUCGCGUUUGCUCCUGCUUUUGGCUGAAUUUUUACAGCCGUUUGCCAGGACUGUGGGAGCCAGCUGCGUGGGAGCCGACUGCGUGGGAGCCAGCUGCGUGGCACGCUGGCCCCCACGACCUCGUUUGUGUUUGCUUCGGGACCACUUUUGAUGCAUGGAUGGGAUCUGACGGUAAACGCACUGGUUGAAGACGCGUUCCAGGCACCGUACUGUGGUGUACUGGAACUUAGCACUGGCAUGCCAUAGGGUAAUUCGCCUUCUCGAGUUGGCCCGUCUUGGCAACACCUAUGCUCCGUUUCACUUUACAACGGACUGCAUCAGACGCUACGUGCUGUCGGAGCCAAUCCAACGCUGCGAAAGUGUCGCGGGACUUUGCACCCCUCGCAUCGCUGAGCCCCUCCCAACGGUCACGCGACAUUCGCGUGAUGUUGAAGUGGCGUAAUGUCCUCCACGAUUUGUCGUUAGGGGAAAUUGAGUACGGGAGCACAAUUUUGCGUCACGACGCACAAGCGACUGUUAUUUGCGGCUGCAUUGUUGGAGUUGGGAACUCGCCGCAACUGAGAGGCGAUUCAGCACCUGUCGUCUCUCGGUUGCUCGAGACGUGGUUGAAACUAUGAAUUUUAGCUGGCCAGACUUGCCGGGCAGACGUGCGUCUUAUUCAGCGAGGUGCAAAGGCAUCAGAGGUAAGGUUUCCCCACCUGAAAGCUGCCUUACGGUUUUAUAGUCGGAUAUGGUGAGCGUUGCACCCAAGUUUUUAACACUGAUCAGUAUCCAGUUAGCUACAGUUGUGAACGGUACAUAAGUUUUUCUCUUUAAACCUUUUGACUUUGGACUAAUCUGAAUGCAUUUACUAAAAGCCCAAGAGUAGAAAAAGUGCAGAAUUAUCUAGCAGUGUCUCGGAUGCUGCAUCAUUGUUACCGGUUCAGAAUUGUUCCGAACGAUGUUGUGCCUCGCUGGCUCAAGUGGCUGGUGGCUCUUCCUCGCAGAAAGCCCGGUUUUUAAAAGAAUGGCCGUCUGUGAGAAACGUGAACUACUGGGACCAACCGAGAGAUUAUUUACUGCGUCAUUGUCGUUCGCUGAGCUCGGCCCUUCUGCUCUGGGCUGGCAGGGAAAUGCAGCCCUCUGGGAAGACGCCGGUGUAUCAUGACUAGUGUUAACGCUCGUGAAAUUUCCACUUGGUCAUGCGUCUCUCCAGCGGGGGCUGGAAAUUGAGGCUUUGAGAAAGCACUUUCCAAGCUGACUUCACUGGUGUCGUACCGAGUGUAAAAAAAAGUCUCCACCGUGCCUUUUUUUUUUUGCUAGAAGUUAUUGCCACUUCUGGAGCCAUCCACUAUACGUCACAUGGUAAUGGCAAGAGCAUUUCCUCGUUGGUGCCAUAUACGCCUUUUAGAAAGACUGCAUAUUUAUCCAGCUUGCAGGGCUAGUUCGCAAAAGAUUGUGGCAAAGAGCCACUUUUAUUGUGUUGUAUUCAACACCCAAGUUCCUACAUUGGGCUAGUCCUCCUUAACUGAAGUUCAAACAAGCUUGGAUAUGGAGACCUCUUUUAUAUUUUCCAAAUGCUAAAUGCUAGAAGGUGCAAAGACUAGGUGCUUGUACGCAGAAAGAAGCGAGGCAUCGAGGCGGAAAUGCUGUGGCGGAGUAUUGUUGCAGAGGACCAGCAACCGUUAGCCUUCCAGCCUCAAACCAGUGUGCUUAACUGUUAAAUAUAACACUCGAGCAUUGGGCAGAGAGGUUGCCUGCAUCAUCGGUUCCCGCAGUCUGGCAUAUCGUAACUUUGUCCUUUUCUAGUGUUAUCGCACCCAGUAUGAACAUGAUGACUUUAUUUGUGGCAUAACCAAAAUAUUAAAAAUGACAACGAGGUCAUGCGCUCGGAGCAGUGGUUAACACGGGAGAGCACAUCGGGUGACUAGAGUGGUCCAAAUGUUCUAAUUUCAUAGGUCAACAUUUAUUGGUUAUGAUUAACAUUACCAUUAACAUAAAUAGUUUUUGAGAUUUCCGCAGGAAAGAAUGUUGAGCGAUAUUUGAGCAAAUGUGGUAGUUCUCUGCAGUCGUGAAAUUCCGUGCGAAAUAAAAUGUAACGUGAAAGUAGCUUUCCAAAGCAUUGGUAGGCUUCCCAAAGCAUUAGUAGUGGUUACAUUCAUACAUUUCUUUUACUGCGGUCCUCUCAAAAACCUGAUCAACAAGGUCCUACUACUUUGUUUUAUUCACUCGGUGCGUUCAAAUAGCAGCCGUACCGUGUGCCUCCUACUGAAGAAAUCGUGAUCAGCCGCAACUUUUGACCAUAUUUUCACUGCCAGCAGUUUACAUACAGAAGUCCUACAGCAAAGGUUGCAAUAACCACUUACAAAAUUUUAAUACAAACCUGAAAAGAUAUUGUUCUAUCAGGCACAACGGGAAGAGGGUGUUUUUAAUAAUGUUCUCAGGAACAAUCUCCACUAGAGCAAAUGCCAAUUCCAAGUGUGUGCUUAAACUGUUCUUACUGAAAGUUUCUAUUGUGCUCCAAACUUGCAUUCGAGAUGGCAUUCUAGGCGCAACCCAAAAGCGUCUUAUUUCUCCCUAUUACCCCCUGCAACUAACCUCGAUGCUACCUAAAUGGCGGAGUGGGAGGAACAAUUGCUAGAACGUAGUCCCUCCUGAUGAGAAUAUUGCAAUCCUCAUGGCUUGGAAAGAGAAAAACAACAUAUUUUGUCUCGAGAAAAAAAGAAGUAGCACAGGUUGUGCACAUCAGCAUGCAAAAUGCAUAUGGAUGCAGUGCUCAAGUCUAAACAUGCUCCCAAAGACCCCGUCUUGCUGCCUUUUGUUCUUUCUUUAGACCUUGAGAUAUGGCUGGUGCGCAACCCAGCUGAAAGAAGCUAUGAUUUAACCCAAACGCUCGCCCUGAAUGACCAAAGUACUGGCACGAUAGAUCUAGGAUGUUUGCACCUGAUUUUACUGGCCGACCACUUUCGGAUAUAUUGCACAUUCUCAGCAUGAUGCUUGUAGUAUUUGCUUGUCUGUCUAGAGUGUUGUUGUUUUCCUGAGUUUUUUUUAGCUGCCAUAGUUGUGGUUUCUUAGACAAUGUUCUAGUUAACUGAUUUGCAGAAACUGUCUUGUUUCCCAACAACUUAAAUCUGUCCUGAAGCUUUUUUUGUUUUUGUUUUCACAUUGGGAGUGAAUCAAAACAUAAUUGUCUGCAAAACUCGGGAAAUUUGUCUUCAAGUUAUUGUAGCGCAGAUUUGACUUAAUAUCUUUCCGAUACUGUAGUCUUUCUAAAUACAAUCACUUUAAAGAUAUUUAAUAAACUAAAUCUUUAAAAAAAGUUAUUCUUUUUUAAAAAACAUUUUACGCUCAUGAAAAUGCAGCUCUAUAAAAAAAACUUUAUAUGGUUGGAAUUUACCUUUCAAAAUUGCAGUAUUUUAAAGAGUCAUAGCUUAAAAUAAAUCGGAAUGCCAAGAAAGUAGAAAUUUUUUAUACAAGGAGGGUGCACAAAAAAAAAACCAAAAAACAUUUAGAACUUGCGUAUCAGACAGCGAGUUUGAAGUCCCCUCACACUUAGAAGUGCUGCUCUUUCAUCAUAUUGUCAGAACUGUUGUGCGUAUUUAGAGCAUGGUGUGUAACUAAAUUCCCACAUUUGUACAGGUCUUUCUCUAACCUUAGGACAGCUUCAGUUUGGUUGCAGUGUCGGGCAAUUCUCGAAUUUUGAAUGUACCGCCCGUGUAACCCGAAAUUAUGUUUUCCGUGUGUGUUCUUGGGACCAAAGCAGCUGGAUUGCUACAAAUGGCAGGCUGCCUCCCAGCAUUCAUGCCACGAGAGCCUCUUGUCUGAUGGGCCAAACCUUCUACUUAAGCUAUUUUUAGCAAUGCCUCGCCAGCGGGUAUAUUUUCUUUCCAAGAAAACUCUCCUUAUGUUGUAUUGUUGAGAAGCUAGAUGACCAUGCCAUUGCUUUUUGAAGUGGUACUGUGUAAUACCAAUAUAGUUGAACUAGUAGACAUAUGAGCUUAGAUUUUUGGCAAGUUUUCGCCAUUGCUUCUCUCUUACACCAGGCACUUUUUGCAGCAAAGUUGCUUCAUGUUUGUUGUUUUUAGUUUUUCCUACAAGAUGAUAGAUGCUAUGUUGCUUGUGAGCAUAUAAGCAAAUCUAUUGUUUUUUCUCGAACUACUUGUUCUGAACUAAUGGUGUCCGCAUUCUCUUGUGCUUUACAAAUGCUUGCAACAAGCACUGUGACAAUGUCCCUUCCAUGCUUAACAAGGUCAAGCUUGCAUUCUCAAGGUUUUGACCCUUUGCAACUAUAUUUUUAUGCGUCCAAGAGCACUAAACUAGCCAAAUACAUUGUAUUCCAGUGGCACAGGUGUACCAAGUUUGUUGUGCUAAUCACUUGGAAGACAGCCCAGAUGUUGUUGGAGUCAUGGUCAAGUGGAGAGGGAAGGUGGAUUUUAAUUAGGAAAAAGGGAGGUGCAACUACAUUCCGAGCACACUACAUGUGCACCGAAAUGCAGAAUGAAAGUGAUGGACACAAAAAAGGCAUGUGCCACUUGCCCCGAAUGUGAACUAGUGUACAUGCCUGUAGUGGAAGACCAGAACAGGCCAAAUGGUAUGCUAGAACUGGGGGAGCAUUUGUGAGCCUAAUAUUCCUUUCUGUUACCAGGUGCCUUUGAUGUCUGCUGAUGACUUUUUCCAUAUAAAUAUUUGAAUAGCAUUGUUGCACUGUUUCUUGCACCACCACUAUGUAGAGUUCUAUCUACCCGUGAGGUUUGCAGAAUAAAAUCAAAGUAACGUUGUCUGCAUCAGCAUUUAACAUUAGUGCCUGGCUUGUAAAGUCAGGAUGUUUUUCUUUUUGUUUUUUAACACAUUUGUAGUUUAUGCACAAUAUGUUGUACUGUCAUUGGUUGCCAGUGCAACUUAUACAGAUGUUUUAUGUAAACAGAUGUUGUAUACUUUAUACCAUAAUCAAUGCCAUCUCUGACAUGCUUGGGGAGUGACUUUUGUACCCUGCAGCAUUAGUCAAUGCAUGUUACAGGUAUCGGAGAGACCUAGCAGUUAAUUUUUUCAGAAUGUCAAAAGUGCAAUCCACGUAUUUAGGAUGCUAGUUCGGAUAUUUUGGAGAUAUAUACAUCAAUUAAAUGUUUGUUCUGCCACUUA
Molecule: messenger RNA, 6736 nt
Organism: Ixodes scapularis (black-legged tick)
Lineage: Eukaryota; Metazoa; Arthropoda; Arachnida; Ixodida; Ixodidae
Product: sphingosine-1-phosphate phosphatase 2
Biological process (GO): sphingosine metabolic process; phospholipid dephosphorylation
Cellular component (GO): endoplasmic reticulum membrane
Molecular function (GO): sphingosine-1-phosphate phosphatase activity
Source: RefSeq, a predicted model, not a curated record